AUGAUGCGACUGCAUUUAUGCGCCACUCUGCCUAUCCUGCUCUGCCUUGCAGCUACCGCGGAUCCGGAGAGCUACAGCGGAAGUGGAUCAGCUCGCGACAAUGCUGGUCACGACGCAGGGGUAGUGUAUCUACCGGCGGAGAGUAUCCAGCACGAGCUAUUGAACACGACCGGGCUCGUACCCGACUCCCUGGUCUCGGUGACCGCUAGCAACGAGGCGUUGAAGGACGAAUCCCCUGGUCUGGCUGGCGUGACGGCUCCUAACACGACUGUGUAUUCGUCCGUGCUGAUCGUCCCAGCGAAAGCUUCGACGGCGACGACUACCGCAGUCUCGGGCACGCAUGAAGCAGCAUCCGCCGAUGCGUCGUCUGGACACACACAGCUCACGUACAACUGCACGUCUGCAGCGAACCUUUGGAACCUGCAGGAGGACCCGAGUGUCGUGAAAUUGGAGAGCUUUCAGCAGUUCUCAAGCAACCCAAGCGCCAGCAACUCGACAGAGAAUACCCGCGAGAUCGUGGCCGUCGCCUCGAUCGAAGUCUCCAACUGCGCCACCGUUCAGAAUACGGCUGUCGGUCGACCAGUGCUGGGGGACGCUUUCUUCGGCGCGGAGUUCAGCAGCGACCCCGCCUACUUCUCCACAUCGACUGACUUGGAUAGCCUCAUGCACUCCAACGUGUCCGCAACAACUGGGGAAGGUAACAAGACCCGCCGCCUCGAGUUGGGCGCUUUCGGCUUCGUGGAAGACCCAUACUGCGUGUACGGGUGCGGAGAAGUAGGCGCAGCUCCGGCACCGACAAUGGCGACCGUGCCCUUCGCCGACAGUGGCGCUCAGGCGAAGCCGACGGUGGCUUCCGUGUCCUGCGCCGACAGCGGCGUCCAGACCAUUCCCUGCACCGACAGCGGCGUCCCGGAACAUGCCGACCGUGGCAGGCAUGACCGGCUCGUCGAUAAUUCCUUAUACGCCGACAUUGGCACGUACGGCAUCAGCGACUUCUCUACAUCGUCUGAGAUCAAGCUGAGCGGCAACUCGUACCUGCGGGUCAAGGGUUUUGCUCCAAAUGGCUGCAACAUCGAAGACGUGCACAAUACCAUCGACGAAACUGCGACCAUACCCUUGUAUGCUGGGAUUGCUGUGGAAGUCGAAGUGCAGCUCGAUAUCCUGUGGAGACUCUCGCGCCAACCUCACGGCACCAGCGUGGAAUUCGGCGCCAGCACAGAGAUUGAAGGCGUCACUGCGGGAUAUCUCAACUCCGGUACACCCGUCAGCGAUUUAGAGCAGAGUGGCAUCGACAUCGAGCUGGAAGUGGCUGCAAUUCCUACCGUCAGGGCGUCGCUGUCUUUAUUGGGCGGCAUCGAAAAUCGGCGUCAAGACCAGCUACGCCAUCUCCGCUGA
Molecule: messenger RNA, 1395 nt
Organism: Phytophthora sojae
Lineage: Eukaryota; Oomycota; Peronosporomycetes; Peronosporales; Peronosporaceae
Exons: 4
Coding region: 1-1395 (464 amino acids)
Source: RefSeq, a predicted model, not a curated record